AUGUGAAGAAGAAAAAGUGUUUUUUCAAUGCUGAAGAAGAUAAAGAACUUGCCCAAGUAAUCGUAAAUGUGAAAUGUGAGUUGAAUGAACUUGAUGACUUAUUUGAUAAGGUGAGUACUAUUUUUAGAGCUGCAAGGUGGAAGGUACGCACUUUUCUUUAUCUGUUAAACUCUUUUCAUUUUCUCUUUGCCUACAACUUGUUGCGCUUUCACUUUUAGUGGAGUUUCUGAAUGCUGACUCUGGACUCUGGAGACAUUUGGCAUUACAUAUACAUCAUACUACUCACUUUUUUCUGUAGGUUGUAUUUAGUGAGAUUUUCGUCAAAUCUUUUAUAAAACGGCCUUCAACAUACUCCAAGAAACUUGUUGCCAAUUACCUUUUAAAGUUGGCAAAUGGUUGGAGGCCAAAAAAUAAGAAAACUGAUGUGGCUUGUGAAAGUUCUCUGAGGAUUGCAAAACAGUUCAGGGUUGAGGGUCGGUAUAUCAUUUGCACAAAUGAUAUCAAUAAAGUACCAGGGUAUGCAAUUUAAGUUUUAAAUGUCUGGGAUGUUGUACACUUGGAAGAUGUACCAGCACUCAUCAACAAACUUGACAAAAUAUACGGGGCAUUCACAGACGAUUUCCUCGCACUUUGCAAAGCAAAAUGUCUGGACGGGUAUUUGGAAGUUCCCAAACACUAUAUUUCAUGUGAUGUUGCUCAGUACAAAUGUAUUCGCAAUGCUCAGUGGAAAGGCCUUUGAUGCUGAUAAUGGUGGAAGAAGUUUUGCUGAAAAUGCCAAAGUUAAUGAAAGUUUGCUUCUAAUGAAAUUCUAUUCAUCAUCCGGUUCCGUCUUAAGUCAAUUGCUGUCUUGUUCUGAUGGUUCUGAACUAAAUGUCACAUUUGAAGUAUCAGAUCACGAGCGUGAAGUAAUUCUUAACCAGAGAAGCACCUUUAUUCUAGGACGAUCUGGUACUGGAAAACUACUGUUCUGGUGAUGAAGAUGCUUCAAAAGGAACAACACUUUAACAUGGCUUCAGAAGGACUUGUUGUAAAUGAUGCUAAACUGAGCUGUUCUCCAUAUAGUGAAUGUGGUACUAGAGCAAUUCAAUCCGAAACUUUGUUUUGUGGUCAACAAACAAAUAAAUAAUCUUAGAAGGUCGGGAACAUCUUAAUUAUUAUUUUCCUUGCAUAUACUUUGAGCUCUACUACUUCUGUUAAGUAGUCAAACUUUGUCUUGUUCAAUAUUGUUUUCUAUAAUCGUUGUUCGUUUGGUAAUAUCAAUUACUUUUUUGAGGACCUAUUGCAUCAUCAACUUUUGGUUCUCUAUAAUAAUAGUUAAUGUAUGCUCCUUUUUUAUGCUUUGAUCUUAUAUUGAUUUUUUGGUUUCAAUUGAAUAUGAUAGCCGUUUGUUCUAGUACUCGUAUUACUAAAAUAAUUACUGUAUUUCGGUACUGGUAUGUUCAUGGGGAGAACUUUGAUGAGGUGUGUAUCUCCUUUGAUGUGAAUGAUAUGGAUGAAUAUGAGAAGUUUAGGGAUGCACCAGAUUCAUUUCAAAAGAUUCCUUCACAAGCCUACCCUCUUGUGAUAACAUUCAAUAUGUUCCUGCUUAUGCUUGAUAGAACCUGUGGAUCAUCAUAUUUUGAAAGAUUUCCAAGCAUUAGGAAAAUCUUUUUCAUUGGAUCAGCAAGUUCAAGGCUGUUUGCUCCGAUGGUGAGGAAAAUUGAAGUUACCUAUGAAAAAUUUAGUACAUCUUACUGGCCCCAUUUUAACUCUCAAUACACUAGAAAGCUAGAUCCUUCGAGAGUUUUCACGGAGAUAAUUUCUUGCGUAAAAGGUACGCUACAAUAUGAGGAGUAUAAUGAUACUAAGCUUAGUUUGUCGAGUUAUCUUGAUCUAUCUAUGAGACGAGUAUCAAAUUUUAGUAAGGAUGAGAGAGUCAACAUUUAUAAGAUUUUUGAGGAUUAUGAGAAACAGAAGAUUUUACAAGGAGAAUAUGAUGUUGCCGAUCUAGUAAAUGAUUUGUUUUGCCGAUUAAAGUGUGAAAGAUAUGGGGGCAAGUUCAUGGAUUUUGUUUAUAUCGAUGAAGUCCAGGAUCUUACCAUGAAACAACUUGCUCUCUUCAAAUACAUCUGUAAGAAUGUAGAAGAAGGCUUUGUAUUUUCAGGUGACACUGCUCGGACGAUUGCAAGAGGUGUUGAUUUUAGAUUCCAGGACAUCAGACACCUUUUCUACAAAGAAUUUGUACUUGGAGUUGAAUGCAUAGCUGAAGAGUAUAAGAUUAAUAUAGGUUAAUAUCUCCAAUCUUUCAACUGAGUCAAAAUUUUCGGACUCAUGCUGGAGAUUUGAAUUUGGCUCACAGUGUUAUUGAGCUUAUUUAUCACUUUUUCCCCAAUUCUAUUGAUUAUUUGGCCCCUGAGACUAGUCUUUUAUACGGGGAACCCCCAAUUUUAUUGAAUUGCGGUACCCAGGAAGAUGUUUUCUUGAACAAUUUACAAGCUAGAGGAAGUCUGAGUGAUAUUUGUACUGGCUUUGGUUCUGAAUAAGUGAUAUUGGUAAGAGAUAAUUUUACUCGGCGUAAAAUUGCCAAGAACAUUGGAAGACAAGCCCUAGUGCUUACAAUCUUUGAGUGCAAAGGCUUGGAGUUUGAGGAUGUCCUUUUAUACAACUUUUUUGGAUCUUUGCCUUUGAAAGAACAAUGGAGGAUUAUAUAUGAAUUCAUGGAGAAAAAGCUUUGUCCGUUGAAUGCAGAAAGAUAUCCUAGUUAAUACUAGACAUGAUAUCUUGUGCUACGAGUUGAAGCUAUUGUAUGUAGCCAUAACUCGCACAAGACAAAGACUAUGGAUUUGUGAAGAUAAUAAGGGUUUUUCAUCACCUAUGGUGGACUAUUGGCAAAAGUUGAAUCUCGUUCAAGUUCAGAAUUUGGAUGAUUCAUUCCUCCAAAUUAUGCAGGUUGCAAGUAGUGUAGAAGACUGGAAAUGUCGGGGUAAAAAGAUGCUUGAGGUGCGGAACUACAAAGCGGCAACAUUGUGUUUUGAACGUGCUGGAGAUUCUUACUGGGCACAUUUUUCCAAGGCUUCGGGCUUGAAAGCAGCUGCUGUCAACCUGCAAGGUUUGAACGUGCUGGAAAAGUCUUUAGAAAAGUUCAGAGAAGCUGCUGAAAUUUUUGGUAGGAUUAAAAACUUGUAAAAAGCAGAUGAAUGUUACUUUGAUGCUAAAGAGUAUGAAACAGCAGGUGAUACUUAAGCUCUAGUCAUCAUUAUAUGGAAUUUGGUUUUUGUUUUUCUUUUCUUGUUUAAUCUGUGUCUUGACUGAUGUUUUAGGAAGGACAUACAAUGUUGAUUUUGGUUAAUAAAUAUGUGCUGUUCCAAUCAUUCUCUUGUAGAAGCAUAGAUAAAAAUCAAGGCCUUACCGUAUCGUAUCGGUCGCAUUGUAUAGAUUUUCAAAUUUAUUGACUAUUGAAACAAUACUAACCACAUCGUAAAGGUAUAAAAAACCACGUUUUAGUCUGUUUCAAUACGUAUAUAAUGUUUUAGGCUGUUUCAAGACAUAUCUUAUGUUUUAGGCCGAUGUUUGGGGUAUGAUAACCGCAUCAACCAUGUUAGGUUGCUACUGCAUGCCUUUUCAUGAGCGCAAUCAAAUUGUUACCGCAUCUUUGCUCUGUGGAAGCUCAAUUGGUUCAGUUAAUGCUUUAACUGGAUAAUGUUAGCCUAUUAUUCAGAAAUCAGGAUGUUCCUAAAUUUGUGAGGUGCUGUUGUCUUUCUAGCUGAUGCAAAAGUAUUCCCUCGUAUUGUUUAACCGUUGGGUGACUUCUAGUCUUCUAUGCCAAGUGUCCUUUUACUGCUCUACUCGUUCACACAGUCUUGCAGUCAUAUAUUCUCCUAGAUCAAACAAUAAAUGCUGGAAAUUUUAAUUUUUUUCAUAUUGCUUAUAGCUGUUUGUUUCUUUUUGUUGUCUGAAAAAUAAAAGUUUUGCUUUUGCAGGUACGAUUUAUCGUAAUGAUUCUGAUCUUCUAAAAGCUGGUCAGUGUUUCACCUUGUCUGGAUGCAAUGAACUAGCUGCUGAGUUAUAUGCUGAGCGAUACCAUUUUCAUGAAUGCUUAUAUGCUUGCUCGGAAGGUAAGUUAUUUGAACUGGGUUUGCAAUACAUACGAAGUUGGAAAAAAGACGAUCAUUUUAGGGAGCUUGUAAAAGUACCUAUAGAUCUAAAUGCUUGUGAGCAAGAAUUUCUCCUUAAAUGUGCCCAUGCUUCUCAUACGAAGGAUGACAAUGAAAAAAUGAAGUUUGUUGAAGAUUUUAGUUCUCUAGAGUCAAUGCGAGAAUUUUUGAAAAAAUCUGGUCGCUUUGAUGAACUUUUAAAGCUGGAGUUAAAUCACAAAAGUAUUCUAGAAGCUGCCAAAUGCGCUAGGCUAAUUGGGAAUAUUUUACUUGAGGCAAAUUUUAGAAAAGGCUGGUUAUUUUGAUGAAGCUUCUCAGAGCUAUUUUGCAUAUCUAUUUGCAAGUAGUCUUUGGAGUAAUGGUAGUAUGCCUUUCAAAGAUUUUCCAUCAAGAAAAGAUCUUUUUCCGAAAUUGAAAGCUCUUGCUAAUAACUGCUCACACCAUAUCUAUGAGGUUGUCUAUGAGAAGAUCCAGUUGUUUUCGUGUAAGGAGUUAAGCGUACAAGAGUUGGAAGAUCACUUGGCACUGUCACUAAAGCAUCAAAAUGUAAAGGGCCAACUUUUGUCUGCUUGUAGAAUUUUGGACGUUCUACUUUUGACUGAUGUUUCGAUGUAUAAAUUGGGAACUAAGGUAUGUAGAUCUGUGAAGAAAUUGAUUCAUCACUGGAACAUUUGGAAAAAAAUGAUUGACAGAUUUUUCAAAUAUUUUGAUUUUCACAAAGAACAAGAAAUUUGUAAAUUUCAAGAUUAUGGAUUGUUCUGCUUGGAAUACCUUGGUGUAGUAAGACGACCUUUUAGUCAUCAUGCUGAGUAUUUUUUGAUUUAUCCAGAUGCUGCGUGGGUUAAAUAUGUGCCAGGAAGAUCUGGUAAGAUGGAAUGUAUUAGUUUUAACCAACUAGUUUGUGCUGCAAGAAGCUAUUGGUCCACGGAGUUGCUUGUUGUUGGAAAGAAAUUAUUAAUGCUUCUUAGAUCUUUCCAAAAGCUAGCAGUUGAGAACUCCAAGCUUAUGUACUGCUUGAGCCGAAUUCUCAUUCAAAUUUUUGAAGCUGCACAGUUUCUUCUGAUACGUUACAAGUUUCUGAGGCUAACAAACGAUGAUUCUGAUUAUUUGAAAAGUUGCAUUGAUCUCUCAGCAGAAGAGUACUUUCUCCAUGUGUUCUCUCUAGAUUGGCGGAAGUUUUCAAGAGCCAUUGCAAAACAAAGCAUUGCUUCUAGAAAGCUGCUGAAAGAAGCGAUACUGAAGAAGUUCAUGGAAGAGGGUGCUUCUGCAUCAUUAACACAAGUAAUUCAGAUAACGGUAUUAUUUCUUGGAUCUGAUAGGGAACACAAUGAAAAAUACAAGGAAAAUAUUCUCAAGAUUGAUAUUGAAGCUCCUUGGAAUUCAUUGAUCAAAGAUUUCGUCUCAAGCACCAACUCACAAACAUCAGAUGACACUAUGCAGCUGAUAUGGUAUCUUUAUCUUGCAUUAAGUAAGGCAUACAAAUCAAAAUCAAGCAUGUUCCCUUCUUGCUUUUUAUUUCUUCUUAACCGUCUUCUUGUGCUGCUGUCUUGCUUUAAUGGAUUCCUAUAUGCAACAAGAUCAUCUGUCACUGAAUGGCUUGUGCACCUAAACUGGGAAGUAAAAAAAGAAAUGUUUUCCAGAGGUGCUGGAUUAUCAUUUUCUGUGGAGCGUAUGCGUAUCUACGACUUUAUGGCUAACACAAUACACGAGCUUCUUAUGAAGAAACAAGGAUCUGAAGAAUGGAUUAUGAAAUGGAGGUUAGAGUUGAGGAGCAAGUUCCCGUUACUGAUGCAGAAGUUUAUGGUUUUGAUGUCCUUAAUUUGUCAAAACUCGGGAAAGUAUACGAAUCUUUUCAAGGAUGUAGUAGAAAGGUCAGAUUUUGUAAUAACAUCAGACUCAUUCAUGGAUGUAUUCUUUCUAAAUGACGGAGAAAUAUGUCCAGUUCUGAUUGCUGAAGCAUUGCACAGAAUCAAGGAUCCCUUGGUGAUCGUAAACAACGUAGAAAGGUAUCCUUUUGAUCAUGCAAAACGUGCUAUUUUCCUGGAUGUUUUCAAGGGAGUAAAAGAAAAUAUUAUAAAAGAACUGUUUCGUGAAAAGAGUACUCCUAUGUAUUGAUUUUAGUUGAAUAUAUAUGAAAUCAGUUGAAUCGUUGUUUAAGACAUUUUUAAUAUU
This is a messenger RNA of Amaranthus tricolor (Joseph's coat), 6305 nucleotides long. RefSeq lists its product as uncharacterized. The transcript has 4 exons. The coding region runs from base 4500 to 6248 and encodes 582 amino acids. The record is from RefSeq and is a predicted model, not a curated record. Lineage: Eukaryota; Viridiplantae; Streptophyta; Magnoliopsida; Caryophyllales; Amaranthaceae.